GCAAGAAAUAACAACAUCAUGAAAAUUCAUCAUCCACAAAAUCUCUAAAUGUCAUCAUCAAUACAAUUUUCAUCUAAUAAUUAUCGGUCGAGGAGAGCCCUCACUAUUCAAUUUAUAUUUCUUAUAAUUUCCAUCAGUUUCGUCUUGUUUCAUAAAUCUUUACGAGAAUAUACAGACCAGCAGCAACAAGUAGGCUUUUAUAAAUCGGAUAACAACAAUAAUUUGUUAAUAACCUUCGUCAAUGCACAGAACGAAACUAGAGCAACAACUUCAUACAAUCCCUUCUCAUCAAUUAGUGAGAAAAUUGCCUCUUUCAAAUUAAAUCUCUACCGAUUGACUUUUACUGGUAAACAAGCUCCAGAUAAAUUCGAUCCAGAAUCAUCAGAUUAUUGGCAAGGAAUUGGUACGAGUGCAUUGGGAGGAGGUAUUGUUUCCAUUCUGGCCAUUCUUGCAUUACUCUUUUUCGAUACAGUUCGUGGAUUGGGAUGUUUUGGUGGUAUUGAACCAACCAAGCAAUUAUUCUAUGGAAGAGAACAAAGAAAACAACCGUAUGGACAAUGUCAGACAUUUUCAUUGAAAAUUAUCUUGGCAGUCAUGUUAGUUUUGAUUGGAGGAUUGUGCACAUUGCUGAUUAUUGGUAAUGUGAUUUUCAAUGUUUCAUUUGAGAAUGGUAGAGUUUAUUUCAAGGCAACUCUGGUUGACAUGUUUAAUACGACUGUUAAUUUGCAAACUGUUGCUAAUAGAAUUCAAGUUGCAAGUGGAUCGACUUCAGAUAUUACUGACAUUAACACUUUAAUUUCACAACAGCAAACUGCAUUGAAUUCUACCAAUACUUUGGUUAGAGAAAUUAGACAUUUGAACUUUUUGAGAUACUUUUUAUUGAUGGUUAUUGCUGUGGUCAUGUUAUCGGUUCCAUUAUUGGGUUUAUUGGGUGGUUUAACCCAUUGGAAGGAGUUUGCUUUGUAUGGUGUCAGAUUUGGUUACAUGAUGCUUGUUUGUGCUUGGAUUUUGUUUACCAUUCACUUUGCAUUUGCAAUGGUCACUCAGGAUAUGUGUGCAACAGCAGACAGAUAUUUGCAGGGUACAGAGGGAAAUACUACAUCUAGUUCUGAACUUGUUUCUCAAGUUUCAUCAUUGGUUUCCAUAUUUUCUCAAUGUUCAAACUCAUCUCAACUUGUUAAGAAUAGUGGUGUCAGUAUGAGUUUAGUUGAUGGCAUGUUAACAAGUUUGAACCAACAAUUGACAAAUGCAGACAGUCAAAAACGUGAUUUCCAUCUCGUAUUGUACAAUGUUACCAAUGCCACAAGUAUUGAUUUUGUUGCUGCCAAUCCAGAUACUAAGGCCAAUGUUCAAAAAUCGGUUGAUAGUAUUCUAUUGUUUGCCUAUGAUUUGAUUCCAUCCUUUUUGACAUACAAUAAUUGUUCAAGUGUUGGAGAAAAGUUUGUACAAUUUGUGGAUUCAGGUUGUGUUGGCAUGUUGUCAAGUAUUCAUAUUUUGUGGGCUGUCUUUUUAGUUAUAGGAUCAGCGCUUAUUCCACUCACUUGGUUCAAUUGUUUAGGAUAUAAGAGAUUCAGAAAGAAGCGUUUCGUCAUUCCAAAAGAAAGACAACCAGAAGGUGUUGAAAUUGCUCUCCAUCUUACUUAAUUUGUUGUUUAUACGAGAUUAGAAAUAUUGUACUAUACUUUUGAAAUAAAUUAUUUGUUGUAAUUUU
Messenger RNA from Naegleria gruberi, 1711 nucleotides. RefSeq lists its product as uncharacterized. Bases 49 to 1644 code for a protein of 531 amino acids. The record is from RefSeq and is a predicted model, not a curated record. Gene Ontology annotation, molecular function: volume-sensitive chloride channel activity; intracellularly calcium-gated chloride channel activity. The transcript has 2 exons. Gene Ontology annotation, cellular component: plasma membrane. NCBI's taxonomy places the organism in Eukaryota, Heterolobosea, Eutetramitea, Acrasida, Naegleriidae.